AUGGCGUCGACCUGUUUUCUGGUACUGAUGUUUGUAUCCGUCAGUUUGUCGUCUGACGGCGGUGUAGCUACACUCUGUAGCUCACCUUUCUGCCUGCCACCCUGGCGUGCUUUCCAGGGGCACUGCUACCUGUGGGUGCACAAGCGAAUGUCCUGGAUGGAUGCUGAGCGCCACUGCCAGAUGCUAUCCCACCCGGGGAAGAUGGCCCACCUUGCGUCCAUCCACAGCAAAGAGGAGGAUGAAUUCAUCAAAGAUUACGCGAGGAGCGCCUCUGACCUCGCGGCAUGGAUUGGCUACAGUGACAUCGAACGGGAGGAUCAGUUCCAGUGGAGUGAUGGAUCUGAUGUCUCUUACAAGGGUUGGGAGCCAGGAGAGCCAAACUCCCCUGCCGGGACACACGAAAGCUGUGUCGAAUGCCACCACCUCCCAGCAUCUCACCAGGUAGCAGAAAUGCAGAAUGACUCCACCAUCUCAUACGUUUCACCACAGACCUCCAGACCAACUUCUCUCUCCUCCGGCCAUGGGCCAUCACCUCGACACCUCUUACAAGAGAACGUGGCACCGGCAGCCCGAAGACUACUCUUCACAUUGCUGCAAUAUGGACCCACUUCUUACACAUUGUACAUUGGAUAG
This is a messenger RNA of Patiria miniata (bat star), 633 nucleotides long. Its product is annotated as snaclec CTL-Eoc125-like. Bases 1 to 633 code for a protein of 210 amino acids. The record is from RefSeq and is a predicted model, not a curated record. Gene Ontology annotation, molecular function: signaling receptor activity. NCBI's taxonomy places the organism in Eukaryota, Metazoa, Echinodermata, Asteroidea, Valvatida, Asterinidae. The transcript is spliced from 2 exons.